UUUUGUAAACAUGUGGUAAACAUAACCUCUGAUUAAUAUUUAAAAAUCGACAACUAAAAUGAAAUAAUGUCUAUAUUAUCAGAAUAUUCGAAUCUCGACGGGUAUUCGCAAGAUUACUAUUUUGAGGAACUAUACUAUGAAGAGACUGCCUUAGAUAUUUGGAACAACUGCGUCGUUCUAUCAAUUUUUAGUGCCAUUCCGACGGUCCUAAAAUUAGUGACUUUAAAUUUUUCGUUUGGUUGUUUGGUAUCAACAGGUUUCAUUCCAACCCAGUUUCUACACCUUUUAAGUGGUUGUAUUGGAAUAUAUUUACUAUAUACACUCGAGUCUUCCGCCGGAAAACUAAUUCUGGCCAUUUGUUGGACGGUAGCGUUUUUACUACUUCAAACAAGCUUCUAUUUAAGAGCAUUCUUUCAUACAUCAAAAUUUUUAAAAAUAUUUCUCAUUUUUUUAUUAAUCCUUUGUGAAUAUUUGUUUGUUGAACCAGAAACAUGGCUGCAAAUUCGCGGUAUUGCCAUGAUUCUAGCAAUGAAAAUCAUUUCAUUAAUAGAUGAUAUGGAAACGCUUAACUCAAAACCUGGUGUUCUUGAAUACUUUGGGUAUACACUAUGUGGGGCUAAUAUUUUGUUUGGGCCAUGGGUGUCGUUCAACGAUUAUUUAAAUUUCUAUCAAAAAUCUCAAAAAAAGAAUCUCAUUUGGCUGUGUGCAAUAAUCAAAGUCCUUGUAACAUCACUACUUUUCCUCACGGUGUCAAACUGUUGGAGUAACUACUUUAUAUCUGAAGAUUCUAACAGGUGGUUAGUGGCCUAUAAAGAAGCCUUCACGUUCCGAACAAGCCACUAUUUUAUAAGUUAUUUGGCAGAGGCGGGAAUGAUAGCAGCUGGUUUCAGUAACUCUGGAAAAAAGGGUCCAAUCAACCAAUUUCGUUUUAUAAUCACAGAACCCAUGGAGAUAGAGUUUCCAUCAUCUCUUUCAGUUGUUGUCAGAAAGUGGAACCCGCCAAUGCACGACUUUUUAAAGAAAUAUGUGUACCAUUCGUGGUUAAGUUAUGGAAAAUUUGCCGCAAUUUUUGCAACUUUUCUCAUCUCUUCGUUCCUCCACGGUUUCGAGCUUAAAGUAUCCUUGGUGUUAGUCUCAAUUGGGACUUUUUCGUAUCUACAGGUGGCACCGAGAGACCGGAUUGCGGAAAUAUUUGAUUGUUGCGUGCGAGUUCGUCCUUGUAAAGACUGCAAACACAAGUAUAAACGUGACAGUGUUAUAGUAAAAAUAACACUGCUUAUUUAUUCACUAGCAACAGUAUUCCAUUUGGCGUAUUUGGGAGUUUUGAUGGAUCCGUCUACUGAUGAAGUCGGGGUGUACGAAAAAUGGCAAAACUUGUACUUCAUCAGCCAUAUUGUGAUGUUUUUUAAUGUGAUGGUAAUUUUGUAGUAUUUUUUUUUAUAUAAAUAAUAAAUAUAUACAUACUGA
Molecule: messenger RNA, 1467 nt
Organism: Zophobas morio
Lineage: Eukaryota; Metazoa; Arthropoda; Insecta; Coleoptera; Tenebrionidae
Gene: por
Product: protein-serine O-palmitoleoyltransferase porcupine
Exons: 6
Coding region: 67-1428 (453 amino acids)
Biological process (GO): protein palmitoylation; lipid modification; Wnt protein secretion
Cellular component (GO): endoplasmic reticulum; membrane
Molecular function (GO): palmitoleoyltransferase activity; Wnt-protein binding
Source: RefSeq, a predicted model, not a curated record